Messenger RNA from Magallana angulata, 2257 nucleotides. RefSeq names its product vasoactive intestinal polypeptide receptor 2-like. Gene Ontology annotation, cellular component: plasma membrane. The transcript has 13 exons. Gene Ontology annotation, molecular function: peptide hormone binding; G protein-coupled peptide receptor activity. Bases 109 to 1473 code for a protein of 454 amino acids. The record is from RefSeq and is a predicted model, not a curated record. NCBI's taxonomy places the organism in Eukaryota, Metazoa, Mollusca, Bivalvia, Ostreida, Ostreidae. Gene Ontology annotation, biological process: cell surface receptor signaling pathway; adenylate cyclase-modulating G protein-coupled receptor signaling pathway.
UGAGCAGGUCCAACAGUUGCUGCAGUGGGCUGUAAAAAAAUGAAUUGACAAGCCUGUCAACCGAAUUUCUAAACAACUGAACUAUAUAAUUUGGAACUGCACAUCACCAUGAAUUUGACACAUCAAACUUCUGUGGCUUGUAAUAGGACGGACAAUAUGAUGGUUCCUAACGAAGAAAAGGAAUACAGGCUGUCAUUACUUCAACAAACAAGAAGACUAAUGGAAGAAGAAACCAAAUGUAGUAAACUAAUUCAGCAGACAGUACCAACUGCAGAUAUGAUGUGCCCCCCAAUAUGGGAUCAUGUAAUGUGUUGGAACGCCACAGAGGCUGGAACCACUGUCGUACAACCCUGUCCAAACUACAUCCACAAAUUUCUACUUAACGGAUUUGCAAAGAAAACUUGCAUGGAAAAUGGCACUUGGUACAUAAGUCCUCUGACCAAUAAAACAUGGACUGACUUCACGGGUUGUUCCUUCGAAGAGCAAUGGCGCCAGUCCCUAAAUCAACAUCUCGACCGUAUACAGAUCAUGUCAAUCAUUGGCCACUCCAUAUCGCUAGUGUCUUUGACUAUAGCUGUCGGUGUCCUGUUACAACUCAGAUACAGGACUGUUUUGCAUUGUAAGAGAAAGAGAUCCAACAUAACUAUGUUCCAUAUCAAUUUGUUCCUCGCCUACAUAUUACGGGCUACCACGUCGAUUCUGAAAGACUAUCUACUGUGGAAUGGUUUUGCCCUUUCUAAAGAUGUGCAGCAAAACGGGGAAAUGUUUGGGUUCAAGGACGAUAGUUCGCACUGGGAGUGUAAGCUUCUAGUCACCUUCUUCGUGUACACCCUGGUAGCUAGUACAUUCUGGCUGACGUUGGAUGCCCACGUCCUGAUGAAGCUUAUUGACGUCGACCUCAGAUACCUCCAGAAGAAGAAAUACACCCGUCUUCACAUCGCCAUAGGAUGGGUGGGACCUCUUGCUGUUGUCAUACCGUGGGUUUUGUUUCGGAUUUUUACCGAAGACUAUAUUUGCUGGAAUACCAAUCCAAAAUCAUGGACAGUUUGGAUUUACCGAGUGCCGAUCUUUUUAAUGAACGUGGCGAAUGUCAAUUACUUCAUCAAAAUCGUGCGAUUUAUGUACCAGAGAAUGAAAAAGAAUCGCUCUAAAGGGAAACAUUCCAACAAUAGAAGCACUGUUUUAAAAAUGACCAAACAUAUCUGUAUCCUGAUUCCAUUGUUUGGGGUCCCUUAUAUGAUCUUCACUAUAAUGUCCGUCAUGCUGGAUGUCGCUUAUUUAUAUGCAGAGAUGUUCUUUAGUUCAUUCCAGGGAUUUUUGUUGUCGGUAACGCUGUGUUUUACGGAUAAAAGGGUAAUCCAGGAAUCGAGACAAAUAUUCCUUCGGUGUGCGAAUACAAAACCAAGAGUCGACAUGGGAAGAAAGAUGUCACAACUGUCCUCAACUACAAGAACGGUGCUAUCAGAUUCAUAGGAAAAUGUUUCCAAUCUUUGAAAAAAAAGGCGUGGGAGGCCACUGAAUGUAACGGCUGACUGAAAAUGAACGAAAUAUGUGCAUGAUACAAGGAAGUUUUAGACAUUUACAGAAUUGGUGAAACAAAGACUCCUUAACACAAUUGUAAAAAUAAACAGCUGACAUGAACAGGGUGUGAAUCAGAUUCUUACCCCCUUAAAAUUUUCUGCAAUAUGAAGUGUUGUCUGUCUCUGACUUUGUAAUGGCUGCGAAGUCUGGUUGCACUGUGCAAUUAAUUAUCUACAAGUAGCCUUUUUAUUGACAAUAAAAAAGGCGUGUGCAACGGUCUUGAGAAUUAUGACGAAGUAAAUUUGUUGUAAUUAGAACUUGGAUAGUUCAAAAUAGUCCCUGAUGUCAGACGGAGGAACAAGAUACACCGGUCAUAACAUUCAGGUUGUAAAUGGAAGAUUUGUUUUGUGGAUAUUUUAAAGAAUGUAUGCCGAAUGUCAAACGUCCUGUUCUUUUGACGUGCAUAAACAUCGAAGAGGUGGUUUACAACAUUUUCCUUAUAGACACAAAUAGUUUUGUAUUGAAAAAAUCUGUUUAUAUCAAAGAAUGGCAGGGAAGUGAAGUGAAGAAAUGGUAUAUUUUGAUCGAAUUUUCCCCCGAACGCGUGUUUCUGUUUGUUAUACAUAUUGGUGUUAAUCAGUUUAUUUAUUGUACAUGUAUAUGUUAUGGUAUCAAAUGUUAAUCAGUCAUUUUUGUACAGUUUUACAUACAAAUUGAUAAAAUGGAUUGGAAUGAA